Molecule: messenger RNA, 588 nt
Organism: Pseudogymnoascus destructans
Lineage: Eukaryota; Fungi; Ascomycota; Leotiomycetes; Thelebolales; Thelebolaceae
Exons: 3
Coding region: 1-588 (195 amino acids)
Molecular function (GO): flavin adenine dinucleotide binding
Source: RefSeq, a predicted model, not a curated record
AUGCAGGACCGUGAGCUUCGUCCUUGCCUGCAAGAUCCCCUCCGUUCCCUCGGCCAAAUAAUUACCUGGGCUACCAUGAACUCUGUCCCUAUCCAAGUCCGAGGCAGUGGCCACAUGUGGAUAAACUCGCUCCCCAGCUCAGGCGUAGUAAUUAACACCCUCCCUCUCGCCUCCAUCGCUAUCGAUGCUGCAUCUGGCACCGCAACCAUUGGCGCAGGGACUCUUGUCGGCGAGGCCACCGAUGCAGCACACGCAGCAGACGUCCACCUCCCCCUCGCCGCUUGCCCAUCGGUCACUGUCAUCGGUCCACUCUUGGUGGGGGUCUUGGGACGUUCCAAGGCCUUUAUGUCGCACCAGGAUCUCUUCUACGCGCUGCGCGGGGCUGGAAACUCAUUUGUGGCCGUGACCGAGAUCACGAUGCGUGCUUACCCCAAGAUCAACCGGGGGAUCCACUUCUCGCGCGACCUAUCCUUCGUGCCUUCUGAGGCAGUCGGCGAAGCAGUGAAUGCGCUCCCUCGUAUUCCGCACGCCAAGAUGCAGCUUUACAUGGUCUCACCGGCCCAACCUUUACUCCGACUCUCAUCCUAA